CAUCAUUUAGAGUGAUAAUCUUGGAGCCCAACACUUCCAAAAUCUUCGUCUUCAAUCACCCUUUUCUUUCCCAUUUAUAAAUAAACUUGUUAUUUCUCUUCGUAUCUUUCAGUUCUAAAGUGAAUUCGACUUUUUAGUGGGUUUUAUCUUCUUCAGCAUGAGAACAGAGGACGGGAAAGGCGCGUAUUCGGAGAACAAUUCCGAUACCGAGAGCAUUUCCAGUGACAGAACCGCUUUCAGUGGCCCUCUUGGCGCAGCUAUUCACAACAACAAACGAGCGUCGAAGAAAAGCGCGAGGUUCAAUCUUUCUCCAGAGAUAAUAAACGCUUCAAAUCCAGAAGCUUCCAGCAGUAAUCCUGCUGCUGAAGAUGAAAACUACGUUGAGAUUACUCUCGACAUUCACAACGAUUCGGUUGCAGUGCAUAGCGUGCACCAUGCUAGCGGCGGAGCAGCUCUGCACGAGGAUCCGGAGCUGUCUUUGUUGGCGAAGAAGACGUUGGAAAAAAAAUCGUCUUCUGUUCGUUCUUCCUUGUUUCGCAGUACGUCGUCGCAUCUUAGACAGGUUUCACAGGAGCUAAAACGCCUCACUUCGUUUACUAAACGAUCCAGCAGGCGGUUUGAUCGCACAAAAUCAGCUGCUCAACGCGCCUUAAAAGGCCUCAAGUUCAUCACUGCCAAAACUGGAGCUUCCGGAAAUGGAUGGCCGGCCGUCGAGAAGCGAUUCGACGACCUCACCGCCUCCACAAACGGCAUGCUUCAGAGCCCCAUGUUCGGCGAGUGUAUAGGCAUGAAUUCGAAGGAGUUUGCAGGAGAAUUAUUUAAGGCGCUGGCGAGGAAGCAUAAUAUAACUGGGGAUUCCAUUACAAAGGCACAACUAAAACUCUUUUGGGAUCAAAUUUCUAAUGAAAGCUUUGAUUCCAGGCUGCAGACUUUCUUUGACAUGGUUGAUAAGGAUCAUGAUGGAAGAAUCACAGAAGAAGAAGUCAAAGAGAUCAUAACUCUUAGUGCUUCUGCAAACAAGCUGUCAAAUGUUCAGAAGCAAGCAGAGGAAUAUGCAGCUUUGAUUAUGGAAGAAUUAGACCCUGAUAAUGCUGGAUACAUUAUGGUUCAUAACCUGGAAACACUGCUCUUGCAAGCACCAAAUCAAUCUGUGAGUGUUGGAGAUAGUAGAAUUCUGAGUCAAUUACUGAGCCAGAAGUUGCAGCCUACACAAGAAAACAACAUUGUGACAAGAAAUUAUGAGCAAAUGAAGUACUUUUUUAUUGAUAAUUGGCAAAGAAUCUGGAUUAUGAUGCUGUGGCUGGGGAUUUGUUCGGGUUUAUUUGCAUAUAAGUUCAUUCAAUAUCGACGCAGAGCUGCAUACGAUGUGAUGGGGUACUGUGUUUGCGUGGCCAAAGGAGGAGCGGAAACACUAAAAUUCAACAUGGCUUUGAUACUGCUACCAGUUUGCCGCAACACCAUAACUUGGGUUAGAAACAAGACUAAAUUAGGCCUGGUGGUCCCCUUUGAUGACAAUUUGAAUUUUCAUAAGGUGAUUGCUGUUGGAGUUGCAAUUGGAGUAAUUCUUCACGCUGGAGCUCAUUUGACUUGUGAUUUUCCAAGGAUUCUUCAUGCAUCAGAAGAGAAAUAUGAGCCUUUGGAGAAAUUUUUUGGGGAUCAACCAACAAGUUAUUGGUGGUUUGUUAAGGGAGUUGAAGGGAUAACAGGAGUUAUAAUGGUGGUGUUGAUGGCCAUAGCUUUUACCCUCGCCACCCCUUGGUUUCGACGCAACAAGCUCAACCUCCCUAAACCCCUAAAAAAACUCACCGGUUUCAAUGCUUUCUGGUACUCGCACCAUCUCUUCGUCAUCGUUUACACUCUCCUUAUCGUUCACGGAAUUCGUCUCUAUCUCAAUAGAACAUGGUAUCACAAAACAACAUGGAUGUAUCUGGCCGUGCCGGUUCUUCUUUAUGGCUGUGAGAGGCUGAUUAGAGCUUUUAGAUCAAGCAUAAAGCCAGUUAAGUUUCUAAAGGUUGCCGUUUACCCUGGAAAUGUAUUGGCAUUGCACAUGUCGAAACCUCACGGCUUCAGGUACAAGAGUGGACAAUACAUGUUUGUCAAUUGCGCAGCUGUCUCUCCUUUCGAGUGGCACCCAUUUUCUAUCACUUCAGCCCCCGGAGAUGACUAUCUUAGUGUUCACAUCCGAACUGUUGGCGACUGGACUCGACAACUCAGGACUGUUUUCUCUCAGGUUUGUCAGCCACCACCCGCUGGAAAAAGUGGACUUCUUAGAGCCGAUUUCAUGCAAGGAGGAAGCAACCCAAGCUUUCCGAAGAUUCUGAUAGAUGGUCCAUAUGGGGCACCAGCACAAGACUACAAACAAUAUGAUGUGUUGCUACUAGUGGGAUUAGGGAUUGGAGCAACACCCAUGAUCAGUAUUGUUAAAGACAUUAUUAAAAAUUUGCAUUCGGAUGAGGAUUUAGAUGUCGAAAGUGGGAGAUCAUGGCAUAGCAAAGAAUCCUUCAAAACACAGAAAGCAUAUUUUUACUGGGUGACGCGCGAACAGGGUUCAUUCGACUGGUUUAAAGGAAUAAUGAACGAAGUGGCGGAGAUGGAUGAGAAGCAUGUAAUAGAAUUACAUAACUAUUGCACCAGUGUGUAUGAAGAAGGAGAUGCAAGAUCAGCUUUGAUAGCAAUGCUUCAAUCUUUGCAACAUGCUAAGAAUGGUGUGGAUGUGGUCUCAGGAACAAGAGUUAAAUCCCAUUUUGCAAAGCCUAAUUGGAGACAAGUUUACAAGAGCAUUGCUCUUCAUCACCCUGAUUCUAGAAUUGGAGUUUUCUAUUGUGGACCACCAGCACUAACAAAGGAGCUAAAGCAUUUGGCUUCGGACUUUUCCCACAAGACAUCCACUAAGUUUGAUUUUCAUAAAGAGAACUUUUAAACAAAUUAACGGGAGGAUAAUGGAGAUGGAGAAGAUGAAAUUGAGAUUGGAGAUAAUAAUUUUUUAACGCCUUGUAAUCACCAAAAAUUUCAUCACGCAAUUGCGAAGAGCCAUGUAGUGUAUCUUAUAAUUUUUUUAGUUUUAUUUAUAAUUUAAUUUAGUCCAAGCACAUGUCUUAAUGGGGCAUCACCUUUUUAAUAAUGAAAGAGAUAACCUUUGUAAUCUUUCUGAAAAUUACAAUUAAUCAUGUUCAAUAA
Mangifera indica (mango) is the source of this 3177-nucleotide messenger RNA. Its product is annotated as respiratory burst oxidase homolog protein D-like. The record is from RefSeq and is a predicted model, not a curated record. The coding region runs from base 158 to 2920 and encodes 920 amino acids. Gene Ontology annotation, cellular component: plasma membrane. Lineage: Eukaryota; Viridiplantae; Streptophyta; Magnoliopsida; Sapindales; Anacardiaceae. Gene Ontology annotation, molecular function: peroxidase activity; calcium ion binding; NAD(P)H oxidase H2O2-forming activity. The transcript has 11 exons.